GUCAAAGCACGGACAUAAUAAAACGGCCACCGGAAGUGUUCGUCCUGGAAUGUGUUCCGUGUAUGCACAGCGCAAGGAUGGAGUGCGUGAAUAAAGCGGGCCAGCUCAUGAGUCUGGCGGCUCUACAGCAGCAUGACCCCUACAUAGUGAACCUGCUGGACGUCGCCGGACAGGUCGCGCUCUACACCUUCAACUCCAAAGCGAACGAAUGGGAGAAAACUGAGAUUGAAGGCACAUUAUUUGUUUAUGCGAGGUCUGCAUCUCCUCAUCACGGUUUCACAAUCAUGAACCGUCUCAGUACAGAGAACCUAGUGGAGCCGAUUAAUAAAGACCUUGAGUUCCAGCUGCAGGACCCUUUCCUCCUCUACAGGAACGGAAACUUGGGCAUCUACAGUAUCUGGUUCUAUGAUAAAGCCGACUGCCAGCGGAUCGCACAGCUCAUGCUGCAGAUAGUCAAGCAGGAGGCGUUGCGAGCGUCUCCUGACAGAGGUCUGAGCAGCAGGACCAAUGGUUGUGUUCAGAGCAGACCCACAGAUAUCCUGGAGCUGCUCAGCAAGGCUAAAGAGGAGUAUCAAAGGAGUCAGUCGUCUGAGACAGAUGUUCAGGUGAGCUCAGAAGCUGCUCUGUCUCUGGAGAAGAGAGAAGAGGUCACCGCUGCUCAACACGAGAAGUCCGGUCCCUCGGUGAAGCAGAUCACGGUGGAAGAGCUCUUCGGCAGCUCUCUGUCCAGAGAAGUGUCCCAGUCGAGCAGCUCCACCGUGGGAGAGAGCAAGCGUGGGCCUGUGUUUGCGCCUCUGUGUCCCUCGGUGGAGCCUCUCCUCGCUCCUCGUCUGUCUGCUGACCCAGGAGGCCCGGCGCUGGUCUCUCUCUUUCAGGGUUGUGGCACACGAGACCCAAGACCAGCUGCUUCAAAUACAGAGGAGAGGUCCAGCAGUCAGUGUGUGCAGCGAGGUUCGGCUGGUCCACUUCCUCCUGCGUAUAUGAGUCCUCUCACAGAUGGGCCAGGGCUGCCCGGGUUCAUGCCCGGCCCGCUGGUGACCCCACAGAGCUUCAGAGAAUCCACCUGCAAACUUCCAGGACCCUUCACGGGAAAGACUGCAUUAUCUGCUCCGGUGAAUACACCGAGCAGUGUCUUCAUGAGUAAAGAGGCGCAUGCGUUCACACCGUGCUCCACUCAGGUCAAACCCAUUCCAGCGGGGCCAGCUGUUCAGGGGGAGGAGUCUUCACUGCUGCUGUCUCCUAAUGUGUUCCAGCAUUCAGUGAGCAAGACAGCCGAGCCACUGAAGAUCCCGGCGUCCCCCACGUCUCCCCCAGCAGACCUGCCCUCUUCUCUGUACAGUCGCACCCAGCUCAGAGACACACUCAUACAUCUCAUAAAGAAUGACGGCCAUUUCCUCAGUGCAAUCCACGAGGCCUACACACAGAGCCUUUCUAAAGGCCUCAACAACAUCAAGUUAUAGCCACAACCUGAGAGAACUAAACGUGUGAGCUGGAGCCGUCUCAGAU
Carassius carassius (crucian carp) is the source of this 1506-nucleotide messenger RNA. Its product is annotated as mRNA-decapping enzyme 1A-like. Gene Ontology annotation, biological process: positive regulation of catalytic activity; deadenylation-independent decapping of nuclear-transcribed mRNA; deadenylation-dependent decapping of nuclear-transcribed mRNA. The record is from RefSeq and is a predicted model, not a curated record. Lineage: Eukaryota; Metazoa; Chordata; Actinopteri; Cypriniformes; Cyprinidae. Bases 63 to 1460 code for a protein of 465 amino acids. The transcript has 10 exons. Gene Ontology annotation, molecular function: enzyme activator activity; mRNA binding. Gene Ontology annotation, cellular component: P-body.